AUGGCGGGCCGGUGUGAGAGGUUACGUCUGUGCGCGGUAACACAUGGUUUUACAGUGAUUUUCCUGUGUACCCUUGUGGUGUGCUCGGCUGAGGGAGUUGUGGAGGGGUUUGAGGGAGGAGCGGCGGUCCUGCCCUGUACUGUCAGUAUACAGGGGAAUCUGCGGUGGAGCGCUCUGAAUCAACCCAUCCUGAUCAGAACCGGUGGUCAAGUCCUCAUAGAACAGAACACCCAAUGGAAGGAUGUGAUCAGCCUUGUGGGGAGCAGCAACAACCUGAGCAUCAGCAAAAUCAGUCGUCAGAGAGAUGACGGCAAGAACUUCACGUGUUCUGAUGCACAAGGAACAGGUCAGCAGGCGACAACUGUCAGGGUGUUAGUGAGGAUCAGUGGAGUCGGGAUAGAGCAGGCCAGUGAGGGGCAGGUAACUCUAACAGAGGGGACACCUAAAACAUUAACCUGCACAGUGACCGGGAACCCUAACCCUAAUCCAUUCUACAGCUGGAUGGUGGAUGAUGGCGGCGUGACCGGGCAGGGAUCAAGCUACAGUCUGACCGCAGACAGAUCUAUGAGGAGCGUCAGAUGUACAGCCACAAACAAGUACAGUGACGGGAGUGUACUGAGUACAAAGGAGGCCACAGCUACACUCAAUGCCCUCUACCUGGACACCCCUAGUGCUACCACUCCUGUCAAUGUAACAGAGGAUGAAACAGCCAUCUUAGUGUGCUCUGCCCAGGGGAAUCCCCAAUCUACAUUUGCGUGGAAGAUGUCAAAGAGUGCAGAGGUCAAGAGAACAUCAGCUGUUUACAGGAUAGAGAAUGUACAGAGGUCAGCUUCUGGGGAGUAUACGUGUAAUGUCACGAACAGUGUUGGGAGUGGACAGACGACCGUGCAGCUUGUUGUACAGUGUGAGUAGUUUGAUCAGGUUGUCAG
Messenger RNA from Liolophura sinensis, 929 nucleotides. Its product is annotated as hemicentin-2-like. Gene Ontology annotation, cellular component: cell-cell junction; plasma membrane. Lineage: Eukaryota; Metazoa; Mollusca; Polyplacophora; Chitonida; Chitonidae. Bases 1 to 912 code for a protein of 303 amino acids. The record is from RefSeq and is a predicted model, not a curated record. Gene Ontology annotation, molecular function: cell adhesion molecule binding. Gene Ontology annotation, biological process: cell-cell adhesion. The transcript is spliced from 4 exons.